GACGUCAUGCCGUGCCCGUGCCCAAAUGCUAGGCCCGUUCGAUUUACCUACACCGCCCUACACAUUUCUGCACCGGUAGUAUGCAUAGAGUUAUGGUAGUAGUUAGAAGGCUCGUUUGAUUUGCCCGAUUUGCCUCCACCUUCUGCACGAAUAGAGCGAUCCGAGUUACUCCGGUGGGUCGGAUCACGUGACAACACUGUUUGAAAAAGCGUUGGACGCGAGGUCAGGCGAGGUUUUAGAACGGCAAGGGGUAAAACAUUUACUCCGGUGUACGAUCGAGUAAAUUUUCGAACACUGCACGUAUCAGCGCCUUGUUUUUUUGUCGGUGUUGGUCGUGGUCCUUUCGAGUACUUGGCGUAGUACUAAUUCGCAAAAUGGCAACGAGGGCCCAGUUCGAGAACAACAACGAGAUCGGCGUGUUUGCCAAGCUCACAAAUGCGUACUGCCUGGUUGCGAUCGGUGGAUCGGAGAACUUCUACAGCAUCUUCGAGGGCGAGUUGGCCGACACCAUCCCAGUGAUUCACACUUCUGUCGCCGGCUGCCGUAUCAUCGGGCGCCUGACCGUGGGCAACCGUCACGGUCUCCUGGUUCCGAACACGACCACGGACCAGGAACUUCAGCACCUCCGGAACUCCCUGCCGGACAGCGUCAAGAUCCAAAGGAUAGAGGAGCGUCUGUCGGCGCUCGGAAACGUGAUCGCCUGCAACGACUACGUGGCCCUCACACAUCCGGACCUGGACAAGGAGACGGAGGAAAUCAUAGCGGACGUGCUCAAGGUGGAGGUCUUCCGGCAGACGAUAGCGUCCAACGUCUUGGUGGGCAGCUACUGCGCCCUGAGCAAUCAGGGCGGUCUGGUCCAUCCGAGGACUUCGGUCGAGGACCAGGGAGAGCUGUCUUCUCUGCUCCAGGUCCCUCUGGUGGCCGGCACGGUGAACCGCGGCAGCGACGUGGUGGGGGCGGGCAUGGUGGUCAACGACUGGUGUGCCUUCUGCGGCAUGGACACCACCAGCACGGAGCUGUCCGUGGUGGAGAGCGUCUUCAGGCUCAACGAGGCCACCCCGGCGGCCAUCACGACCACCAUGAAGGCCUCCCUCAUCGAGAGCAUGACCUGAUGCUGCCCUGGGAUGCGAGGAUGGAUCGCAAAUGGACACCAAUCUUUGCAAGCCCCAUGUACAGUAAAGCAGGUCCACUGCUGUGCCUAAUUUUUUUGUUUUUAAAUAAUAAAGAAUGCACUUGCUGAUUCAUAA
Messenger RNA from Ixodes scapularis (black-legged tick), 1247 nucleotides. RefSeq names its product eukaryotic translation initiation factor 6 (gene eIF6). Gene Ontology annotation, biological process: cytosolic ribosome assembly; maturation of LSU-rRNA; ribosomal subunit export from nucleus. Gene Ontology annotation, molecular function: ribosomal large subunit binding. The record is from RefSeq and is a predicted model, not a curated record. Lineage: Eukaryota; Metazoa; Arthropoda; Arachnida; Ixodida; Ixodidae. The transcript is spliced from 7 exons. Gene Ontology annotation, cellular component: nucleolus; preribosome, large subunit precursor; cytosol. Bases 375 to 1112 code for a protein of 245 amino acids.